UACCGACACCCACCAUGUCUUCCUUUACGGUCUCGACAUCGGCAGGCUCAUCGAGCGACGUCAUGUCCUCGGUCUCGUCCUUCUUCUCGAGCUUCUUCCCCGUGGUUCACGCCGAUGACGAGGAGGACUCUGGUAGCGAUGACGCCGGCUCCUCAUCGGAGGGCGGUGAUGACGGCGGAGAGAGCGGAGGCGAUGAGGACAGUGAUGCCGAGGGCGGCGAGGAGGGUGGUGACGGCGGCGAGGAGGAAGAGGAGGAGGAGGAGGACGAUGAGCCUGAGGACCAGAUGCCCUCCAUCUACGAGGCGUGCCAGGACUCAAAGGAGUGCGCUUCUGCAAAGCACCACUUCGAGGAGUGCACCAACCGUGUCAACGAGGGAAAGGGGUUCAAGGGAGAGGACUGCAUGGAGGAGUUCUUCCACCUCGCCCACUGUGCCAGCGAGUGCACAGCACCAAAGGUCUUCAGCAAGCUCGUGUAGAGGGGUGCGAUGGCAGACGAAGGCGGGUAGGAGGGUAGUUUGAAGCGAAUACAUGGACAUAUCAUCACGUUGAGGAUCAGGCUGACGGGCGGCGGUGCGGGCGUAGUGAACGGACGGCAGUGACGGAAG
Molecule: messenger RNA, 605 nt
Organism: Jaminaea rosea
Lineage: Eukaryota; Fungi; Basidiomycota; Exobasidiomycetes; Microstromatales
Product: Non-heme 11 kDa protein of cytochrome bc1 complex
Exons: 4
Coding region: 15-476 (153 amino acids)
Biological process (GO): mitochondrial electron transport, ubiquinol to cytochrome c
Source: RefSeq, a predicted model, not a curated record